CGAGGACAUCGAGGACCUCACCACGCGCGACGGCAGCGGCAAGUUCACGGACGGCUGCGGCUACUGCUCGCUGGAGCUGGCCACCUACCUCACCAGGAAGCUGGACAUCCGGCACAGGGGGGAGCGCUACGUGCCCAGCGUGUUCCAGAUCCGCUACUUGGGCUACAAGGGUAUCGUGGUUGUCCAGCCCGGGCUAGACCGGCUGAACAGCUGCCGCCCGCCCGAGCAGCGAGUGCACCUGCAGCUGCGCAAGUCCAUGUGCAAGUUCAAGAUCCCCAAACCCAGCAGCAACAUUGCUACGUCAUCAGACGGAGGCGGAAGCGGAGGCGGCGCUGGGGCGAGCAGCAGCAGUGGCAACCCGCAGCUCGCAGCAGCAGACGCGGCGCGGCUGGUGUUCGGUGUGGUGGACUACUCGAGGCCGUACAAGUACGGAAACCUGAACAGCCAGGCCGUCAUGCUGCUGUCCUCCCUGGGUGUGCCUGACGCGGUGCUGGAGGCGCGGCAGGCGGCUCACCUGGCCGAGCUGGCGCACGUGGGGGUGGAGGAGGAGGUGGCGCUCAAGAACCUGCUGACGGCCAACAAGGUGGAGGAGGCUGAGCUACUUGCGGAGUACGGCAUGGCUCCUGCUGCUGCUGGGGGGCUCCGGCUUGAGGCAGCGGCGGACGAGGAGGAAGAAGCGGAGGAAGAGGACGAGGCGGGCCGGCAGGCCGCUGCUGCCGCUCGGCGUCGGGUGCGGCGAGCGGUUCUGGAGCUGCAGCGGGAGGAGGUGGAUCGGCUGGUGAAGGAGCUGCCGCCGCUGAGGCCGCGGAAGGCGGUGGGGCAGCAGCAGGCGGAGCAGGCGGGAGAAGAUGAGGGGGAGAAGGCAGUGGCAGAUGUCUUGGGGGAGGCGGCGGAAGCAGCGGAUGAAGCCGCUGCGGCUGCGGCGGCCCCAGCUGCGCUGGAGGGAGGCGACAGCGCCGCCUCCGCUGCCGCUGCUGCUGCUAAUGAUAGCGAGGCAGCUGCGGCGGUGGCGGCUGGUGGUGCUGUCGGCGGCAAUGGUGCUGGCUCACAGGGUCCACGCGUGAGCGCCAAGAUCCGAGUGCGGCUGGACGCGUCCCGGCGGGUGUUCGGAGUGGCGGACCCCAGCUUGGAGUGGGCGGACGAGGA
Messenger RNA from Astrephomene gubernaculifera, 1146 nucleotides. Lineage: Eukaryota; Viridiplantae; Chlorophyta; Chlorophyceae; Chlamydomonadales; Astrephomenaceae. The record is from the annotation of a GenBank genome assembly.